UAAAGACCGCAAUUUGGCCGACGGAAGGCACACUCGGUCACAACACUCGUCUCAGUAAACAUCUAAAUUUUCUUUCCCCUAAGUAUAAUGAACACAUUUGCCGUGUUUUUGGCCUUUGCACUGGCCACGGUUGCCGUGGCUGAACCACCAUCCGGUUACAACUACAACCGACCAUCGUCGGGUGGAAACCGGGGUGGAUAUUCCCAUGGCGGCGGUGGUGGUGGCGGCGGAGGCGGUGGCUACCCCAGCGGAGGAUCCGGCUAUGUUAGCAGCUUCAGCAGUGGCGGAAGCUUCUCCAGCGGCGGUGGUAGUCUACAAAAUGUUCCAGUCGGUGGACAAACCUCCGAGGGUCUGAACGUGGACCCACAGCUGUUGAACGAAAUCCGUCAGAUCUUGCUCCGUGAGGAAGGCCAGAGCUCGUCCUCGGGUGGAUUCGGAGGAAGCGCACCAAGCGGAUCGUAUGGCGCACCAAGUGGAUCCUACGGUGCUCCAGCUCCAGUCUACGGAGCACCGGGAGGUGGAUCUUCUCGCGUCGUAGGAAUCGAUCUGGAAGGAGUAAGGCAAGCCAUCCAGGUCGCUCAAUACCUGCAGACUGCCACUGGUGGAUCAUCCGGCGGAUACCCUUCGGGUCCAUCCGGUGGAUAUCCUUCGGCUCCAUCCGGUUCGUAUGGUGCUCCAUCUCGCCCAUCAGGCAGCUAUGGUGCUCCAUUCUAAGGACUGAUAGCAAACAAACGAAUCCCACACAGGGAUCCUGAAGUAGCAAAUCUUCAGCCCGCCAACAAAGCACCAAAAUCCCCCACAAAAUCAAUUGGGGAUCAGAACUGGCCAACGUACCACGGAUCAUCCGAUAAAAUCCAACGAGCGUAGCGAAAAAAAUGUCAGAAACAAGACUUAGAACAUGCCACCACCAUUACAAAGAACAAAAACACGCACAUUCAACAUACUUUCACCUAUACUUUCAAACGGGUCUGAGCGAGCGGAGCUUUCCGCCGAGUGUCCUUCUCCCCUCUGGGACCACCAUUAUAGGUUCCUCUCCAUUAUCGGGAGUUGGACAAACGUCGGUCGGUUCCGU
This is a messenger RNA of Ochlerotatus camptorhynchus, 1072 nucleotides long. RefSeq names its product loricrin-like. Bases 88 to 714 code for a protein of 208 amino acids. The transcript has 2 exons. NCBI's taxonomy places the organism in Eukaryota, Metazoa, Arthropoda, Insecta, Diptera, Culicidae. The record is from RefSeq and is a predicted model, not a curated record.